This is a messenger RNA of Arachis duranensis, 546 nucleotides long. RefSeq lists its product as uncharacterized. The coding region runs from base 1 to 546 and encodes 181 amino acids. The record is from RefSeq and is a predicted model, not a curated record. NCBI's taxonomy places the organism in Eukaryota, Viridiplantae, Streptophyta, Magnoliopsida, Fabales, Fabaceae. The transcript has a single exon.
AUGAUCCAAAAAUGCCUCCCACCAAAACUCAAAGACCCUGCGAGUUGCUUUUUGCCUUGUACCAUUGGUAAUACAAUCAUUGACAAGGCACUGUGUGAUUUAGGAUCCAGUAUCAAGAUGAUGCCUUUAUGUAUGAUGAGAAGGCUAUUUAUAGAAGAAGUGAAGCCUACACAGAUGUCAUUGGAGCUAAUGGAUAGAUCACUGGUAAUUCCCAAGGGUGUGAUUGAAAAUCUCUUGGUUAGAGCAGGAAAGUUUAUAUUUCCAGCAGAUUUUGUAAUACUGGACUUAGGUGAAGAGGAGAGUGAGUCUAUUAUAUUGGAAAGACCUUUCCUGGCCACAGCAAGUGCCAUCAUUGAUGUGGAACAAGGAGAAAUGACUUUGAGGGUACAUGAUGAGAAGAUCACUCUAAAUGUCUUUCAGGAAAUACAGCAUACUGUUGAAGAGAAAAACUGCAUGAGGGUUGAAGAAGAAGACUUGCAUUGGAAAGAAAAACCUAAUGAAGUACUCAUGAGCUCACCUCCGAAGCAAAAGACAAACAAUGGAUAA